Molecule: messenger RNA, 4320 nt
Organism: Mercenaria mercenaria
Lineage: Eukaryota; Metazoa; Mollusca; Bivalvia; Venerida; Veneridae
Product: choline/ethanolaminephosphotransferase 1-like
Exons: 8
Coding region: 134-1285 (383 amino acids)
Biological process (GO): phosphatidylethanolamine biosynthetic process
Cellular component (GO): endoplasmic reticulum membrane; Golgi apparatus
Molecular function (GO): diacylglycerol cholinephosphotransferase activity; ethanolaminephosphotransferase activity
Source: RefSeq, a predicted model, not a curated record
UUCCUGUUAUGUUGUCGUCGGUCAGAGUACAAAAUGGGACGUGAUUGAAAAUCGAACAUAAACAAUUGGUGUUAACGAAGUAUUAAGUGACUACUUGUGAUCUAUUUUACAUUUGUGAUAACUUGCUUAUAAAAUGGCAACGGAAAUUCUCUCCAGCCGUCAGAUCAAAGCUCUAAAAGAGCAUAAGUAUAGUGCCGAAGGCUCGUCCAUCUGUGAGCCUUUCAUGCAAGUUUUCUGGAGGUGGCUUGUUGAACAAAUACCAAGAAGUUGGGCACCCAACACUAUCACCCUGGUAGGGCUACUGCUAAAUGUAUUGACAACAUUUAUACUCAUCUGCUACAACCCAGAUGGAGAAAGAGAGGCUCCAGGCUGGGCAUACCUAGGAUGUGCUGUUGGUCUGUUCAUAUACCAGUCACUGGAUGCUAUAGAUGGUAAACAGGCAAGAAGGACACAGUCUAACACACCUCUCGGAGAAUUGUUUGAUCAUGGCUGUGAUUCUUUAUCUACAGUGUUUGUGAUGCUUGGCUGUUGUAUAUCAUUGAAGUUGGGACACGAUCCUAUGGUAUUGCUAUUUGAGAUGUGUCUUUCCGAGUUCUGUUUCUAUUUGGCUCAUUGGCAAACAUAUGUUACAGGAACCCUCAAGUUUGGAAUGAUAGAUGUUACAGAAGGACAAUUCUUUGUUAUGGCUAUUUAUACACUGUGUGCAAUAUCACCUGGAUUUUUUGAUAUCACUUUACCAGUGUUUGGAAUACCUCUACGAUACCUGUGUGUACUAGGCAGUAUAGGUCCAUCAUUGUUCUUUGUAUUUAAAACAGGCAGUCUUAUUUUACAAGGCGGUGUGGGGAAAAAUAAAUCUACAGUAGCAGACUCUAGUACUAUAUUCCCCAUAGUUCAUAUAGGACUGGUGAUAGUCUUACAAGUGAUUAUAGCAACAAAAACAUCCAUAUAUACAGACCAGCCAUGUUUAUAUCUGGUCAGCUUUGGAUUUGUUACGUCAAAAAUUACAAAUAGUUUAGUGGUAGCCCAUAUGACGAAAUGUGAGAUGCCAGUACUAGACUGGAGUUUACUGGGUCCUAUGAUGUUGUUUAUGAACCAGUACUUCAAUUCCAAGUUUCCAGAAUAUAUCCUUCUAUGGAUAGUAUGUAUAUACAGCAUUCAGGACUGGAUCAUGUAUAGUUUGAGAGUGUGUCGAGAAAUCUGUUCUCAUCUAAACAUUUACUGCUUUGAUAUUACAAGCAAACCAAAUCCUGAGCGACGAAAUUCUAACGGUCGAAAAGCACGGUAGACUUGUACUCUCAACAGAGACAGUGCAACAUUGUACAGCAAAUAUUUAUUCUAACAUAGCUAUAAAGGAGUGGAAUGGCCCUUACUUUGUUUUAUAUUGUUUGUAAGUGAAAGGAGCGUGUAUUUGGUGAUCUCAGUCACAACUUUGGCCUCUUAAUCUGUACCUCCAUAGUUUUAACGUUGUUUCAUUUUUAGCUCAUCUGAUUUUUUGAAAAAAAAUGAUGAGUUAUUGUCAUCACUUGAGCGGUUGUCGGCGUCGGCGUCGGCGUCUGCGUCGGCGUUGCCUGGUUAAGUUUUAUGUUUAGGUCAGUUUUUCUCCUAAACUAUCAAAGCUAUUGCUUUGAAACUUGGAAUACUUGUUCACCAUCAUAAGCUGACCCUGUAUAGCAAGAAACAUAACUCCAUCUUGCUUUUGCAAGAUUUAUGGCCCCUUUUGUACUUAGAAAAUAUCAGAUUUCUUGGUUAAGUUUUAUGUUUAGGUCAACUUUUCUCCCAAACUGUCAAAGCUAUUGCUUUGAAACUUGGAAUACUUGUUCACCAUCAUAAGCUGACCCUGUACAGCAAGAAACAUAACUCCAUCUUGCUUUUUGCAAGAUUUAUUGCCCCUUUUGGACUUAGAAAAUCAGUUUUCUUGGUUAAGUUUUAUGUUUAGGUCAGCUUUUAUCCUAAACUAUCAAAGCUAUUGCUUUAAAACUUGCAACACUUGUUCACCAUCAUAAGUUGACCCUGUACAGCAAGAAACAUAACUCCAUCCUGCUUUUUGCAAGAUUUAUGGCCCCUUUUGGACUUAGAAAAUAUCAGAUUUCUUGGUUAAGUUUUAUGUUUAGGUCAACUUUUUCUCUUAAACUAUCAAAGCUAUUGCUUUGAAACUUGCAACACUUGUUCACCAUCAUAAGCUGACCCAGUACAGCAAGCAGCGUAACUCCAUCCUGAUUUUUGCAAUAAUUAUUGCCCCUUUUGGACUUAGAAAAUCAUUUUCUUGGUUGAGUAUUAUGUUUAAGUCAACUUUUCUCAUAAACUAUCAAAGCUAUUGCUUUAAAACUUGCAACAGUUUUUCACCAUCAUAAGUGGACACUGUACAUCAAGAAACAUAACUCUAUCCUGCUUUUUGCAAGAAUGAUGGCCCUUUUUAGACUUAGAAAAUCAUAGGUAGGACAAUAUUUCUAUUACACAAAAAAAAUCAGAUGAGCGUCAGCACCCGCAAGGCGGUGCUCUUGUUUUGACAUUCAUUUUUAUUGAGCUGAUAAUAUGAGCCGCACCAUGAGAAAUCAACAUAUUGCAUUUGCAACCAGCAUGGAUCCAGACCAGCCUGCGCAUCCACGCAGUCUGGUCACGAUCCAUACUGUUCGCUAACAGUUUCUCUAAUUGCAAUAGGUUUGAAAGUGAACAGCAUGGAUCCUGACCAGACUGCCAAACGCGCAGGCUGGUCUGGAUCCAUGCAGGUUGCAAAUGCACUAUAUUGGUUUUCUCAUGGUACAGCUCAUAUAUAGAACCAAUAUUCAUCCAUGUUUUUUUUAUCUGAAAUGUAGUUGCAGAUGACACAGUUUUUAAUUUAAUCCAGCUUUCAUUAGAGUACAUAUAUUCAGAUGAAACUUGGCUGGUAUUUUAAGACUAAUUUUACUCUUUGUUUUUGCUUUGUUGAAUAUGUGCAGAUAGUAUCUGUAAUAUUGGAUUAAGAUGAACACGGAAAUACAAUUUAAGCAUUUUAAAGUCAAACUAAGGAUUUCGAAUGUUUUGAUGACAUUGAGUGCUACAUGUAUUUGGAAACUGUUCUGACAGUUAUAGAGAGUACCACAGAUAAUACUGUACAAAGCAGUUUGACUUGAGGUUAUAUAAUAAUCUUAGUGACCAGUCUGAAAACACUAACAUUUUAUUAUUUUAUAACAUAAAUUUAGAGCCGACCAAUAAGAAUGAUGCAGUUAGGGAGUGGUCAUCAUCUUGUGUUUGUAACCUCAGAACCUUUUCUUUCUUGACAAGAUUUGACAGGUCUAGCAUAUUGGGGAUGUUAAGGCACAUGAUUUUGUGUUGAAACAGUAUUUGGAAUGAAAAAAAAAAAUCUUCCUCUGAAAAAAUGAAAUAAACACCCCCUCCAGCAGUACUGGUCUAUGUGCAAGACAAUAUUUGAGCCUAUAACCUACAGGGUAGAAGGCGGCUAUAUAACCUGUAUCACUUAGCUGCCAGUAAAAUGCAUAAUGCUGAAAGCGGUGUCCAGUCUGACUCCAACAUUUUUGCUCAAGUGUAAGCUUACAUUUUCUUUGAUAACUGUCAUGCAUUGUUUGUGUGAAAUGGCUUUUAUUGAGCCAGGGUUUUUACACAAAUAUUGAAAAGACCUUGAUUUUUUUUCUUGGAACUUUUAUAUGAACCAUGCUGUCAAAAUUUCAUGUAUAAUUUCAUAAUUUCAUUAUUACAGAAUACAGAUAUAUUUAUGCCUUCAUUUGUGUAUACCGGUACAGAUUAUUUUUAUGUAGUAUUAAGCAGAAAGAUAUUAUUAAUACAGCUUAUCUAUAGAGCCUGAACAAACAUCAUUAUUUCAUGCUUUUGAGAGACAUUUACUGUAUAUAUCCACCAAUAAGUCUAGUCAGACUUGUCAAAAAUUUAACAAUGACCAGUAUUCUUGUAAUUUAUUUGAUCACACAUUCUUACCAUGUCUAAAUAAGAUUCAACAGAAUUCAUUUGUUUUGGUAAUUGCUUACAGCUGUCAACAUGUAUUUAAGUCCAGGUUUUAAAACUUAGUUUAAAAACCUGUCCAUACACUCUAGCAUUUGAUUGGUUGAUUAUGGACUUAGCCAUAAAAUUAUCCAAUGACACGGCUGCAUUGUAAGACUGGUUCCCAAGCUCAGUUUUAUAACCACGGAACAAGACUAUAUUGAACCUUUAAUACUAAAACUUCAGAAAUGCAAAACUUUUAACAAGAAGAUGGAAUUUUAUGCUCCUGCUGAAAUGUAUAAUAAACCUUUCAUAGAAUUACUUAAACAUUUUUAAUUAGUAUAUAAGUACGCCCACUUAAAGACAUGCAAAGGUAAUAUGAGCCGUGCC